AUGGAGUGGAGAACGACCUUGUUAGGUUAUGCGCGCGAUGAGAGAGUGAUACUUAUGGGCAUCGGGCUCGCCGCCUUUGGGAUUGUCGGCACAAUGACGUCUGUUUUAACAAUGAUUCGCGACGCCCACGCAAUUGAUCCAAAGCAGCCAAAAACCCAAUACAUCACGCAGGAUACGGAAGACUCACUUGAGCUAGGGACUUUGGAGAAGCUUUUGUUGCAUCCAAACUACUCUAUCAGGGAGGUGGCUACCAAGAUCCUUUGCGACCGAGCCAUCAACGACAAUGAAACCCUUCUUCGGCUGCUUUAUGGUAUUACUCGCCCUGACUACGAUGAGCGAAUGAGAUGCCUACGCGCUCUUGCUUUGCUUACAGGACAGACAAUGGGGCUCGACGGUCUGUCACAGCUCAACAACGACAAGGCGUACUCGGCGUUGGUCAGGUCGCUCGAAUUGAGCUUGGAUGAUUCAGAACUUCCAGACUUGACGAACUAUCACUGGGAUGAAUAUUAUCUCAGGGACAUGGCCGAGAGGUUCUGCCUCAUGUUUGUUCAUGAACUGAUCAACAAGUAUGGUGCGACUUCACUCGUCAAGGCCAAGUUUGUCGAGAAAUGGCUGGCCAAACAGAAAUGGGGAGAUGGCCCAGAAUCUCGUCGUCACAACUUCAAAGCCUACACCGAUCUCAAAGGGAACCGGAUCGUCGACAUUGUUGAACGCAUCAAACAGUCUAAGCGUGGUACGAGGGCCCUGGAGCGUGCUGGCUUGAUGGAUAAAGACAGCUCUAGAAGACGGAUGCGAGAAAUGCCCGACGUCAUCAUGGAGAUUGAGGAAGAGGUCGUGGAGGAAGAUAUGCCAGCUACUCGGGUGCGACGACCCAUGCGAGAGCACUCUGUAGAGGAGCAACGGUUAAGACGACAACACCGGGAAGCCAUGGUCCUCAACGAUGGCACCAGACCGCUAGGUAGAGAAGACAUCAUUGAAAGGGAUCAUGGUUCGGCAAACUAG
This is a messenger RNA of Ustilaginoidea virens, 1002 nucleotides long. RefSeq lists its product as uncharacterized. The transcript is spliced from 2 exons. Bases 1 to 1002 code for a protein of 333 amino acids. Lineage: Eukaryota; Fungi; Ascomycota; Sordariomycetes; Hypocreales; Clavicipitaceae. The record is from RefSeq and is a predicted model, not a curated record.